Messenger RNA from Bemisia tabaci, 3818 nucleotides. NCBI's taxonomy places the organism in Eukaryota, Metazoa, Arthropoda, Insecta, Hemiptera, Aleyrodidae. The record is from RefSeq and is a predicted model, not a curated record.
UCGCUCCGCGCGCGGGCGCUCUCCAGUAGCGACUUAUCUCGACGCUCUUAUCACCUUGUUUAUCUUUUUAUCACGUGUGUAAUAAUCAUUGCUUGUCCCAUUUACUCGUCGGUGAUUGUUGUUCCUGGGUGAACCUUUUACAGGAGUUCGAUUUACCUUGAGAUUCAGAUGCGUGUCUGUUGGACUGAUCUCUGGAGUCUACCAUCUACGUGACGAAAUGUCUUCGAUUUUUCAUCUCCCUCGAAGAAAGAACAUUCUCCUCUCGGUAGAGGCGUCAGAACGUUAUCAACACGAGCUUAACGUGUGAUUCUAAACUCAUCUUAUUGUUAGUGACAAUUCUCGGCGAUAUACUAUCUUGAGGAUUAUUUUUAUCUCGUCGAUCAUUGUUGUCUCUAGCGUUAUGCAAAACGCUUAAAGAAAAUUUAAUACACCAGCCACUUUUCAAAUUAUGCAAAUCUCUGGGUAUUUUACCUGCGCAAUCAUACAAGUUGUUUCGUAAGAAUCGCGCGACGGUUUUGUGCAUUUUUCAUGGGAUACAUAACUGUGCGUGGUGAAAAUUUUCAAAGAGCAACCGUGCGAAUUUUAUCAUAGUCUAAUCGAUUAAUUCCCUCAUAGUGCGACAUUAGUGCGACUGCUUAGUUCGGCGUGUAAUGGAAGCUUGAAAACGGUCAUUUUCUGCACCGUGAAGUAGUGUCGUUAUCAUCGUCACCUUUCACCUUUGUUAUCAGCCCAAGUUGAGGCGGGGCGGGGGGUAACCUCACAAUGUUUCGGUCGUAGUCAGCAAGCACCGAUGGCAAGUAGUGCGGGAGCCUGCAGUUUCUACAGCUCGAAGAAAACGACCCGAAAACGGAAAUACUUUUGGACGAAAAAGCGGAAGAUAUUGUGUCCUCGACGCCAGGUCUCCCAUGUGUCGUAAGCAGCAGCUCCGCGAGGAACCUGUCUCCGAUCCGGUUCGGGGCUGGGGGGGCUCACUGACAACUUUACUAAUACAUUCAACAGUCCAUAUUAAUUUUAAUUAAUUAGUGCUUAACAUGUUUUGAGACUGCUCCGGUUUUGUUUUCGAAGUACCGUUUUAGGUGCGCGCGAAAGUGCGGUGAUAUUCGUGAUCUCUUCGAUAAUUUUUUUUUUUUUAAAAAAAUCGUCUUUUGAUAGCCUACCAGUAAAUACGUCGCUCACUCACCGAAUAGUAUACAAUUCUGUUUUAAAAAUUAUAAUUUGUUGUGGUUAUGCCCGGAAAAUUGAUGUGUGCUGGGUAGUGGCGCCCUCUUGCGGUCGUGUCCGUGGAUUUGGAUGUGUUCCUUCGACCCGCGCUCUCGAGUCAACGUUGGUGACGACGCGGAAGCGCUCAACGGAGCCGUCAGCAAGUCACGCAACAAGUUGGUAGAAUGCGCCGCAAAGGUGAAGCGCGCGCUCACCGGUGAGUCACCGAGGGCGAUCAGCGCUAAAGCGAAAAACUCGCCGCCCCCGGAGGAGAUCCUCGCCCGGGGCCCAGCGACAACGGAAACCGGUGGAUCGUCAACGGAACUGUCAACAAAGAACACCUUGCGCCGCGGAAACUCGAGCGGGGAGCCGGAAUCGUUAUUGUAUUUGUUCAAACAAAAUUCCGACCGACUAUCCGAGUGUCGCAACCGGGCGACGCAUGUGUCCGCGGAGUGGUUCGCCGCGCGAGACAGUUCGCAGUCGGAAAACGAGUGCGACUCGUCGGAAAAACGCUCUUCCAACGAAAGUUCAACGGGGAAUCUCGACGGAUGCACCUCGCAGCAUUCCACCCGCGUUCACCCACACACGCAUCCCACCGGUGUUAAGUGCGACUACGACGGAUUUCAAAGUGACACCAGUACUUAUAUUUAUGAUAGUGCGGAUUCUCGAAAUAUUGUUGAGUUGGGAAACUGUGUUAAAGAUAAUACCGUUAAUAACUUACAUUCCCCACCUCUUGAUUCUAGAAAAGAGUGCGUCGGUAAUAGCGCGGAACCGCGGGAUCUCAAGGAAUCGGACCGCGCUUUCUUCGGAAGAUUCUCCGACUUGUACUCCGUCGGUCUGUCCAAGAGUCGCCUUUGCAAGGGUGAUCCAGGAAGUCAAGGCCGCGGCGCUCACGAGGCGGAUCGCCCGAUAACACGGUUGACGCAUUCGGAGCGACUCAGCGAAAAGACCAGCGCUCGCGACGCGCGCGAAACAAAGGUCGCGGCGAAAACCGCUGAGCCCGGCGCGAAUUUCAAACGGCCGCCGAAACCCAGCGAUAAGGCCAUCAGUCAUCUGCUAGCCUUCCAACCAGGCAGGAACCCUUCGAUCCACGGCGUCGCUCCCAGCCACGCGGGCUACUCGAGGUUCGGGGCUGCGGUUCCAAGUGCGAAACUUUCAAGGUCGCGCGGUGCUCAAGGCCACCCUGUAGGAGGCGCUCGAGGUCACGCGAGAGGGAGCGUUCAAGGUCACGCGAGGGGUAAGAUUCCAACCGCCCUAGGGCCGCGUAAGAUGAAACUGCGGGAGCGGUUGGUGAUCGGGCUGAGUAUCUCCGCGGUGCUCUUCACCUUGGUGCUAGUCAUCGAUCUCCAGCUGGACAUCGGCAUGAGCGGUCACCAUCUCCAGUCCCUGCCGGCCCACGCCCGGCUCAAGUACGGCGACCAGGGCGUGGACUCGGUGAGGAGCAUCUACAACUCCUUCGGGAGGAAGUUCCUCCAGCGGAACUCGGGGGGCGACGCGUCAGUGCAGAAUAAUUCGGGAGGCGGGCAGCUGGAUAAAGUGAGGAGCAGUACAAGGACGUACUUUGUGACGAACAAAGUGCACGAUAGGUUCCGGGACCUGGAGGAGUACAUGUUCAACAACCCCAACGACGGAACCCGCGGGGAUUCGGCCGGCAUCGAGCCGAUCGUCGUCAAAACGACUGAAGAGGAUGACGCCAAGGACGAUCAUGCCACCAUCGGCCAACUACUCAACCAGAAUCUCAGGCCGAACGCGACGGUGCUCGAGCAAUUUCAACUAAGUAUAUCUAGGAUGGAAAUGUACAAAGAGGACGAUCCCUUAGUCGAGAGGCUCCUUGACAAUAUGGCCAAAAACAAAAUCGUCCACGUCAGUCAGAAAGACGGGGGAACUCAAAUUAAGCUUAUCAUAGACUAUGAGAAUUCCGAACAAGCCUUAUUCAAGCCUCAGAGGUAUCCUCGGGACUACCAAACGCUACCCAAUCACUUUUAUUUUACCGAUUUCGAGAGACACCAUUCCGAAAUCGCCUCAUUUCAUUUAGACAGGCUGCUGGGAUUUAGGCGGGCCAUGCCGGUGGUGGGUCGGAGACUGAACAUGUCGACGGAGCUGUGGGAGCUGGCCGAUGGGGAGCUUCUGAAGACGUUCUUCGUUUCGCCCUCGAGCAAUAUCUGCUUCCACGGUCGCUGCUCCUACUACUGCGACACCGGCCACGCCAUCUGCGGGAACCCUGACACCGUCGAGGGCUCCUUCGCCGCCUUCCUCCCCGAUAAGGACGCCGUCCCGAGGAAGAUCUGGAGGCAUCCCUGGAGGCGCUCCUACCACAAGCGCAAGAAGGCUCAGUGGGAAACCGAUUCGGAUUAUUGCAACAUCGUGAAGGAGAUCCCGCCUUACGACGAGGGUCGUCGGUUGCUGGACAUAAUGGACAUGUCCGUUUUGGACUUCCUCAUCGGGAACAUGGACCGGCACCACUACGAGACUUUCAAAGUCUUCGACAACAACACAUUCCCCAUCCACUUGGACCACGGGCGCGGUUUUGGGAGGGCCUUCCACGACGAGAUCUCCAUCCUCGCGCCCAUCAUGCAGUGUUGCCUCAUCCGACAGUCCACCCUUCAGACGCUCCUCAG